AUUUUGUGUGUCGCCCUCAGCACUUGAAACAGAGUUUGACGUUUUGACGCAUUAUCCUAAUGACAGGACAUCACUUUAAAAAAACCAAGCACAACAAACAGAACAAAUGUUUAAUGUUUAUGCACUUACAAAUAGUAAAAAUAGUUUUAACUACUUUUGGAGUAAAGCUGUAAAGGUUACAUACUUGAGGCUUUCUAUUUCAUGAAAAUAAUAUGUAAUUUUAAGAAGUUCAAAAUAAGCUACAAUGGCACACAGCAGUAGAGGAAAUAACGAAUUUCCUUUGGAAGCUUUAAAAGUACACGGUCCAAAUUAUCUAAAGCAUGCACUUACAAGUUGUACAGACCCCUUGAAGGCAAUAGAAGAGUUUCAGGUAACAAAUGGCAUUCUACUGCCAUCACUUAGGCCUAUGUUGCCAUUGUUGGAUCUACAUGGAGUUCGACGGUUGGAUUUCCACAUGUCUGUUGUGGAGGCUCUGAGAGAGAAACUGACAAACCAUAUCAAUGAAAUUGGAAAACAAGAAGGGAAAGAAAGAGAUCACAAGCUAAAAGAACUACUGGUGAAGAGCUUUCCAGUUAUAAAAGUAAAGGCACUGAGGCCUAUUGUUAUGGCUAUUCUGAAAAACAUUCCUCAAAUAGAUGACCACUAUUUAAGAGUAUUAGUGAGAGACAGAGAGCUAUAUAAUGAUACAGACACUGAAGUAAAACGACAGAUUUGGAAAGACAAUCAGUCUCUUUUUGGUGAUGAAGUCUCACCAUUGCUUAGUCAAUAUAUUAGUGAGAAGGAAAAUGUCCUUUUUGAUCACACAAAUCUCAAUAAUCAUUUUUUUGGUCCUUCACCAAAGGUCAGAAGACAAGGCGAAGUUGUCAAAAAGUUGGCUCACAUGAUUGGUAAUAGUGUUAAGCUGUAUGACAUGGUAUUACAGUUCUUACGAACAUUAUUCUUAAGAACAAGAAUAAUUCACUAUUGUACAUUAAGAGCUGAACUGCUAAUGGCACUUCAUGAUCUAGAAAUUCAGGAUAUUAUAUCAAUUGAUCCAUGUCAUAAAUUCACUUGGUGCUUGGAUGCCUGUAUUAGAGAGAAGAAUGUUGAUAUUAAAAGAUCAAGAGAGUUGCAGGGAUUUUUGGAUAAUGUAAAACGUGGCCAAGAGCAAGUCUUGGGUGACCUCUCGAUGACUCUCUGUGAUCCUUAUGCUAUAAAUUUCUUAGCUUCAUCUGCUAUAAAAAUUUUGCAACAUUUGAUACAUAAUGAAGGGAUGCCAAGGGACAACACAAUUCUAAUUUUGUUGCUGAGAAUGCUGGCACUAGGUCUAAGUGCCUGGGUGAUGAUUGAUUCACAGGACUUCAAAGAACCAAAACUUGAUAGUCAAGUGGUGACAAAGUUCUUGCCUGCUCUGAUGUCACUUAUGGUUGAUGAUCAAGUAAGAGUAUUAUCUGCCAAAUUGCCACAUGAUGAAAGGGAGGCAGCAAUUACUGUUAUUGAACAUUCUGGACCUCUGCCAGAUGCUGUGGAGGGUUACCUACAGGUAAAAGGGUCAAUCAUUAAAAUAAUGGAAUUUUCCACAUUUCUUCAUUGUAUUGCAGGACAGUUCUGUAGCGAGUAUUCUGGCUAUGUAUUACACCUUACAUGUGGCAAAAUCUAAAGACAGGGUUGGAUUGCUUAGAAUUCUCACAGUUUUAGCUAUUUGUAAGGAUGAUCGGGCUUUUGAGGAUCCUUUUCUACAUUCAUUUGUUGUCCUGCUCAUACACAAUGCUGACGAAUUUCAAGCAGAAGAUUUCUGCACAGCCCUUUUUGAUGAGUUUUUCUCAGCUGGCCUGUCACGAGACAAUGUUACUCGGCAUCUGCUGAAAUUGCUGUGGUAUGUGCACCACAAGCUUCCAGUAAGCAGAUUGCAAACACUAAUGAAGGCCCUUCAGCCCACGCAUCAACAUAGUGAGAAGGUCCAUAGUCUGUAUAAGUUACUGCAGGAAAAGAUCGCCUCUCAAGAGGAAACACAAAUACCAACAGAGAUGGAUAUUGACAUCAAUUCUCCAUUGAUGAGCGUUCCUACACCUGCGCCCUAUCAUCAUACAUUGUAAUUUUUUUAUUUUCGAUUUUGACAUGAUAUUUUCGGAAACUUAUUUGUUGAUGUAUUUCAAUAUUUUGGACUGGACAAAAAUCACAACUCUUUAUUAUUUUGUUGGUCAUUUAGUAAACUUCAGUCAAGCAACAUUUCGUAAUUGCACACAUUCUGAAAAUGAGAGCGUUCCAGCCUUUAUGUUAUCAUGAAAUUGAUAUCCUUGAUAUUAUUGGUUAGUAUAUACUUUUAGUGAAGAUAAAAUGAAAAUCAGUGAUACAAAUCACUAAAUAUUUAUUACUUCAUUGUACAACAAUACAUAGUCUACAUUUACAUUUUAUGUACAGCUUUUCAAUGAAUAUGUAAUGACAAUAUUGAUAAUAAAUGUUUGUACAAUUAUUUGAUUAUUUAAAGCUUAUAUAUUUUUUGUCAUAAGUUAUGUUUGAUAUCCUGUGGUGAUUUUUUUCCUAUUGUCGAUGAUUUUUGCACAAACCUCGAUUAUUAAAAUUAAUUAUUUUUGAACUUCGCCAAUAUACAAUAAUUAUACGGGGGCGUGAUUCAACAAUAAAUAUACUUUGUAAAUCAAUGCGGGUCAAACUACAAACAGAGAAAAAUGUUUCUGUAAUCCUAGAAGGAUAAAAAAAUC
Molecule: messenger RNA, 2699 nt
Organism: Acanthoscelides obtectus
Lineage: Eukaryota; Metazoa; Arthropoda; Insecta; Coleoptera; Chrysomelidae
Source: the annotation of a GenBank genome assembly